UUGUAGAAACAGUGCUGUAAAACCUUUAAUUCAGUGUUAGGACCGGACGCCUUUGAAAAGAAAUUACUUUUGCUUGUUUUGAAAAUGUCGCAAAGACGCAAAUCUCGAGGUAUUCCAAAUCGGCAAAUGUCGCGGCUCCAAGAUCCCGUGGAGCCAAAAAAUGUAUUUUCUCGUCCUGUUCUCAACUCUGCCAUGCACUCUGAGGAGGAAAUAAGACGCAUUACAAUGGAUAAUCUGAUUGCCAUUGAUGACUUCAAUCUCACGCCGCAUACGCAGGCUGCAGUGGCUCCAAAGAUUAACCAAAAGCUGAACUUUCUACCAGAUCAAGCGGUGUUCAAGGGUUUGGUUCCUCUUAAUGUCAACGAUUCGAUACUGCCGCCCCAAAAGAUGGGACGCAAGCCGUCAAAGGGCAAAAAUUCCAAGGAAAAUAUACCAAAGUCAGCAGAGCCGGAACUUCGGGACUAUGUGCAGCUAGUACCGCCCAUGACUAUGAUUAUACCAGAGCCUGAGCUUCGUUUGGAGUACAAGCCGGAGCCAUUCAACUUUCUCGAGGCUUACAAGAAACUCUUCAAAUAAAGUUAUGGUUUAUUUUACGAUACAUUAAUAUAUGCGAAUGGUGGAGCAGUA
This is a messenger RNA of Drosophila subobscura, 627 nucleotides long. RefSeq lists its product as uncharacterized. Bases 85 to 576 code for a protein of 163 amino acids. The record is from RefSeq and is a predicted model, not a curated record. The transcript has 2 exons. Lineage: Eukaryota; Metazoa; Arthropoda; Insecta; Diptera; Drosophilidae.